GACAAUUCUUGAGAAACUUACUUGUACUUUUGUGUGUAUUUAUAUUUUCAAUUGAAAUUCGAGAGUUGAGAUUUGUUAGGAAGAAUAAUUACAUAGUAAGUUGUCUAGCUCAAUGAGAUGAAUUGAUCUCCCAGCUGUCUUUUUGGCUGGUUCCUCAAUUAUAUUGUAUAAUAGUAGUAGAAGAAGAAGAAGAAGAAGAAGAGAAGAAUCAAUUAACUAAUCUCUCUCUGUUAGAAAUAAAGCAACCACAUUCACAUUCACAUUCACAUUCCCCUCAACCAACAUCAACACAAUCCACAAAAAUGUCUUUCAUCCUCCGUCAAUCCAUCCGAGCUGCUCGUCCAGUCUCCAUCGCCCUCCCCACCACACGUACAUUUGCCGUCUCGAGCAUGCGAGCUUUGAAAGAGAGCGAUAGACAUACCCCAGAAAAAGCUGCGGAUUAUGAACAUCACAAGCAAGAUCAAUUGGCCAAGCAAAAGGAGGGAAAGAAUCACUGGAAACCAGAGUUGGCUAGUGAUAGUGAAGAAGCUGUAGCAGCAGAUCGCCACGAACAUAAUGAUCAUUCCGCAGAGGGAAUUAAGGAAUUACAAAAGAAGACCAAGGGACAUGCCGAGGAGAAACAUAAGUGAGAUGGUCCUUUGUAGUGAGCGAGUUUUUAAAUAUUGUUUAUGUGAGAUGAUUUUUUUUGGUAGUUGUGGGAUUUAGAGAUGUUGGAGUGAAUGGUUUGCUGAUUAUAGUGUUUAGGAAGGGAACGAGUCAGGAUAGUGGAUUGUAGAUUUGGGGUUGAUGAUUGAGAAUUGAGAUGGAGUGAGGGAAGGUUACGUCUUUUUAAAGAUGGGAUGGGGGAGUGGAAAAGGAGAAAGGAGAAGGGGAGAAAAUGGAUUGCAAUAAGAUGAAUGUAUGAUAUGGGUUUAAUGACAGUACCAUUAACA
This is a messenger RNA of Botrytis cinerea B05.10, 932 nucleotides long. RefSeq lists its product as hypothetical. The coding region runs from base 303 to 629 and encodes 108 amino acids. The transcript is spliced from 3 exons. The record is from RefSeq and is a predicted model, not a curated record. Lineage: Eukaryota; Fungi; Ascomycota; Leotiomycetes; Helotiales; Sclerotiniaceae.